This is a messenger RNA of Saccostrea cuccullata (small rock oyster), 2606 nucleotides long. Its product is annotated as zinc finger protein 862-like. The transcript is spliced from 2 exons. The record is from RefSeq and is a predicted model, not a curated record. The coding region runs from base 339 to 2591 and encodes 750 amino acids. NCBI's taxonomy places the organism in Eukaryota, Metazoa, Mollusca, Bivalvia, Ostreida, Ostreidae.
GACCUAAAGUUCUUGGGGGCGGACUAGCUAAUCCUUACCUAUCAAUAGUCCGUCGGACCAGUACUUUUGAGAAUGAAAAAUAUUAUUUUAAUAGGAAUAUUAGAAAAAAAUAAACAACAACCAAAAAAAAAACCUCGUUCGUGUGUACUUUCGUUUUCUUUUAAAGCGUUCGGCUCACCUUGCCUGACUACAAUAUACGACAAUGGCCGAGGUGUGCCGAGCGUUGUGAAAGCACUUAAGUCGCAUCACUAUAACGUUUUAUUGCUGCUCUUAAAUAAAAACUAAUUUCAAGCGUCAGUUCGAUUGCAUCAGUUUGACAGCGUGGUGGGAAAGGCGCCAUGAGUAAAAAGGGCCAACAAACAUUGUUUGAUUUAAAGUUCGUCAGUUCAGCUGCUGAAAACGGUAAAAGGAAAAGUUCUGAUGAAAAUAAAGAUCAAAAAUAUGACAAAAACAAGCGAAAAAGAACAUUUCAAGAAGGUUGGAAAGAACGAUAUCCGUGGGUUGAUCAGGAUGAUGAUGGACUUAUGUUUUGUAAGUACUGUCGCAGUUUCCCUGAAUUUGCCAACAAAUCGAGCGCCCUGUAUAAAGGAACAACAAAUCUAAAGAUAGAUCCUUUGAUUUCACAUGAUAAGACGAAUGAACAUUUAACAGUUAGUAAACAUUAUUUAACCAAAAAAAAUCCCAUUUCCAAUGACCAGAACAACAACGAGGCAGUCGCAGAAUAUCGGAACAAACUAUUACCCGUGAUUAAAGACACGGAGAUAGGCAAAGCUUUUUAUAAAUUGUCUGAAGAGGAGAAGAAAAAAAUGACAGUCCUUUUCAAUACUGCGUAUGCAGUUGCACGAAAUGGAAAACCAUUUUCAGAUUAUUUGUACAUUUAUGAAUUGAACAGCUUGAAUGGAUUAGAUAUAAACGGUCAAUAUAACAAUAUAAUUGCCUGUGAAAAUUUUAUUGAGGCUAUUUCACAGACUUUAAGAGAAAGAAUUUGUGAUGAAGUUCUGAUGACAAACUGUGUCAGUAUACUUGCUGAUGGAUCUACAGAUGCCGCAAUAUUGGAACAAGAAAUUGUCUAUCUGCGGUAUGUGCAUCCAAUUUCUGGGAUACCAGUGUGUAGACAGAUUGACAUUAUAGCAGUAAAAUCGUCGGAUGCCUCUGGAGUCUUGGGUGCACUGAAUGCAGCAGUGGAAAAUGGUUUAAAUCUGAAAAUGACCGAUUUUCAUCCUGAUAACAAAGGAACUCCAUCUCUCAUCAUGGCGAACUUUGACGGUGCUUCUGUAAACUUUGGAUCAAAGUCUGGUGUUGUUGCACAAAUGAAAAAAGACUUUACCAAUAUUUUGGCUCUGCAGUGUGUAGCUCAUAAGUUAGAACUAUCUAUUUUAGAUGCUGUUAAGUGUUGGAAGUAUCUAAGUGACACAUUUGAAGACAUCAUUAAGGGUAUUUUCAAAUUUUAUCACUACUCCCCAAAAAGGAGGAGGGAACUUAGGGCAAUUGCUGAGAUAUUAGAAAAAGAACUUAUUCACUUUUCAAAUGUAAAACAAGUCAGGUGGCUUGCUAGCAAGGCUAGGGCUAUUGAUGCUGUGAAAAAAAAUUUUGAGCAAGUUGUAACACAUUUAGAACAUAAUAAUUUGUCUAGCACAUAUACAGAGGGUGCAAGUAAAGCCCUAGGGUAUGUCAAAAAAAUAACAACUGUCAAGUUUGUAAAAGUUUUGCAUUUCAUGCUAGACUUUUUACCUGUAGUUGCAAAUCUGUCCAAAUCAUUUCAGUCUGAAACUGUGUUGUUGUGUGAAGUUACCAUUUUAGUAGAUGGGGCCAUUUUAGCCCUGGAGGGUUUGAAAACAAGCAAUGGGGCUAAUAUGAAAGAAUUUUUAGAAAAUUUUGACACUGUGACCUCAAAAUAUGGCAAUGUAAAAUUGACAAACAAACCACAAACACUCAAUUACUCAGAUGAUGCUGAUGUUAAAAAGUUUUUGUCUGAUGUCAUUACUUAUUUAAUGAAGAGGUUUGAUGCAUUGUACAAACCCCCAUUUUCUUUGUUCAGUGUUUUUAAUGUCAAGAACUGGCCAGUGCUAGUACCAGAACUAGGCAAGUAUGGUGUUGAUGAGAUAAUGUCAAUUGUCAGUCAUGAAUGUUUUUCAUUUUUAUUCAAUGAAGCUGAAAAGGCUGUUGUUCUUUCACAGUGGUCACUUUUGAAAGCAAAAGUUAGGCAUCUUAGGCAUGUAUCAUUAGUUGAUAUUUAUUCCUCAGUUAUUGCUGAGGACAGACAAUCAAAGCAUCUCCCUGUCAUAUGUAAGGUGAUUGAAGUUAUGAUGACACUUUCCCCUAGCACUGCCAGUUGUGAAAGAGGAUUUUCAACCCAGAACAUUGUAAAAACAAAUAGACGGACAAAACUUACUCAGAACAAUUUGCGAAAUCAAUUACUCUUGAUGUUAGAAGGUCCUGAUUUGAAAGAUUUUAGGGCAGAAAAAAGCAUAGCACAGUGGUUGCUCUCUGCUAAUAAAAGUAGACAUGUACAUGGUCACAAACUGCAUGAGAAAGACUCUGAAUAUGAUGAUGAAACAAAUAUGUCUUAUGAUGCCUCAAAAGUUAAUUAAAACUAAGCAUUACAG